CUCUCUUCUUUCUUUUAGGUAAUUCCUUGAAUUUGGUCAUCAUGGCUGUUGAAAAAGUCAUAUCCGAUUCUCCCGUCGUUGGAGAAAAAGGCGUCAUGGCUGAUGAAAACGCCCCUACGAAGGAAAGCUUCACUGCAACAGGUGAAGAAUAUGAGCAGGAUGAUUUCAUGACGAGAACAGGGUUGAACGCUAAAUCGUUUACGAGGAAGCAUUAUGGACUUGGGCUUGUGGAAUUGGAUCGCAAGAUGAAGCCGAGACAUCUCCAGAUGGUUGCUAUUGGAGGAUCGAUCGGUGCUGGGUUCUUUGUUGGAUCUGGUUCGGCGUUGAGUAAAGGUGUAAGUGAGCCCUUCACUCAAUCGAACACUGACUAAUGGUUCCAGGGCCCUGCUACGUUGUUCAUUGACUUCUUCCUCGUUGGAGUCAUGGUCUUUAACGUUGUGUACGCAAUGGGUGAACUAGCAGUUAUGUAUCCCAUCUCUGGUGGUUUCUACACAUAUGCAGCACGUUUCAUCGACCCAUCUUUUGGUUUUGCCAUGGCCUGGAAUUACACUCUUCAAUGGGCUGCUACACUUCCUCUCGAACUUACAGUCUGCGCUAUUACGAUUCAGUACUGGUCCCCUGACAUUUCUCCCGGAGUCUGGAUCGCCGUGUUUCUCGCUGCUAUCACCAUCCUCAACAUGUUCGGCACGCUGGGAUACGCUGAGGAGGAAUUCUGGGCUGCGUGCUUCAAACUCACGUCCAUUUCUAUCUUUAUGAUCAUCGCGCUGGUGUUGGUUUGUGGUGGGGGUCCGUCGAGUGGGAGCUAUGAUACGUAUCAGGGUUUUAAGCUGUGGCAUGAUCCUGGUGCUUUCAAGAACGGAUUUAAAGGAUUUUGCUCUGUUUUCGUAACUGCUGCGUUUUCUUUUGCGGGUUCGGAACUCGUGGGUUUGGCAGCAGCUGAGUCUCGAAAUCCUACUGCUUCGGUUCCUGCGGCUAUCAAGCAGGUCUUUUGGAGAAUCUGCUUGUUUUACAUUGUUGCGCUGUUGUUCGUUGGAUUGCUGAUCAGCUGCAAUGAUCCAAAUCUUCUCAGCUCGAGCUCUUACUCCAACAGCGCAGCUUCGCCAUUCGUCCUUGUCGGAAAGUAUUCCGGUCUCAAGGGUCUCGAUCACUACAUGAACGCCGUUAUCCUCUCAUCAGUCUUAUCUCUCGGCAUCGCAUCCGUAUACGGCGGAUCACGCACACUUCUUGCGCUCGCACAGCAGGGUUUUGCGCCAAAGAUAUUUACUUGGGUUGAUCGAGCGGGUCGACCUCUGCCGUCUGUUGGAUUCAUCAUUGCUUUUGGAUGUCUUGCGUUUUUGAACCUUGAUGCAGCUGGUCCUGUUAUUUUCGACUGGCUUUUGGCCUUAUCAGGACUAGCUAUGCUUGUUUGCUGGGGAUCGAUCUGUCUUGCGCAUAUUCGAUUUAGAGCGGCGUGGAAGUAUAACGGACAUACACUCGACGAAAUCCCGUUCAAGGCUAUUGGCGGCGUUUGGGGAUCAUGGCUGGGUUUAAUAUUUGUUGUUGUCAUUCUCAUUGCUCAGUUCUACGUGGCCAUCGUCGCCCCGGUUGGCGAGUCGGGAAUGGGUACUGUUGAAGACUUCUUUAUGCAGUAUCUUGGACUCCCUAUUGUGCUAGCUUUCUGGGCUGGAGGAUAUCUCUGGAAGAGGACAAGCUGGAUCAGUAUUGAGAAGAUUGAUAUUGAUACGGGCCGCCGUGAACAUGAUUGGGAGGCUAUCAAUGCUUGGAGGGCAGAGCUUGCUACGUUUCCCUGGUGGAAGCGAUUGAGGUAUACUUUGUUCUAGUUUGAAACGUCCGAUGGAUAUAGACAUGGAUAUAAAGUUUAGAGUUUAGAGUUUAUGACUAUGAGAAUAUUUUGUCAUAGAGAUUCCGGUUUUCAUCCCCAUUUUUGAAACCUUGUAAAUAUUGGAGCAAUUAUCCAAGACAUACAAUAUCCCCUAGUCUGGGU
Molecule: messenger RNA, 1984 nt
Organism: Fusarium verticillioides 7600
Lineage: Eukaryota; Fungi; Ascomycota; Sordariomycetes; Hypocreales; Nectriaceae
Product: amino-acid permease inda1
Exons: 2
Coding region: 423-1820 (465 amino acids)
Biological process (GO): amino acid transmembrane transport
Cellular component (GO): membrane
Molecular function (GO): amino acid transmembrane transporter activity
Source: RefSeq, a predicted model, not a curated record